Messenger RNA from Bursaphelenchus xylophilus (pine wood nematode), 603 nucleotides. Lineage: Eukaryota; Metazoa; Nematoda; Chromadorea; Rhabditida; Aphelenchoididae. The record is from the annotation of a GenBank genome assembly.
AUGCAAACAUUCGUUUGGACAUUGGCUUUCUUACUUGUGAUAAUAAGCCUAGAUACUGUAUUUUCGCAAGGGCUUUUCCCGCUAUGGCAAGGAUUCCAGCCUCAGACGCCGGCCGAAGCUCCACUGCCUCCUAAGACGCCUAAGGGCCGGAGUCCGAAUGAAAAAUUGAAGGCCUGUUGCAGUAAGUUGCCACAGGCCGAUCAGGACUGCAAGAAUCGAUUCUGCGAUUUCAAUGCCCUCUCGAGCAACACGGUAUGUUGAAAGGAAGAAAUUCCGUUUUUUGCUGCUUCAUAGGUUAUUCAAAUUUUUUGUUUUUUACUACUGCCUCAACCUAAAUUGCAGGUCCUAUUCUUCCUCUCAACCUGCGCUCCUCGCGGGCCCACUGUUGGCCAAAUGUGGGAUUGCGCUUCGACGAGAGCUGAUCACAGUCAUUGCUGCCGCGUCAAGGGAGUCCAGCCCGGCUGCAUGGCGUAUUGUGAGACCACGAAUGGAGUGCCCACCGACUAUUUCAAGUACUUGGCUUGUUUGAGGGACUUUGACAAGAUCCGGGAGUGCUUCCGAUACCAUCUUAUUGAUAACCCAAAUCUUAAGGGAGAUUUGUAA